This is a messenger RNA of Rhinolophus ferrumequinum (greater horseshoe bat), 1639 nucleotides long. It is a transcript of the gene DPH3, whose product is annotated as diphthamide biosynthesis 3. The transcript has 3 exons. The record is from RefSeq and is a predicted model, not a curated record. NCBI's taxonomy places the organism in Eukaryota, Metazoa, Chordata, Mammalia, Chiroptera, Rhinolophidae. Gene Ontology annotation, molecular function: metal ion binding. Bases 149 to 397 code for a protein of 82 amino acids. Gene Ontology annotation, biological process: protein histidyl modification to diphthamide.
UUGCGUCAUGUCUAUGCGCCGGAAACGAUAGUUCCGGCCCCGGGUGCGUGGUGGCAACCCCAGCUGGGGCCGGCAUUCGCCAAGUUAGACCGACCCGGGUCGGUGUCGGGCGGCCGGGGUGACAAGCCCUCUGCUGGCCCCAGUGACGAUGGCGGUGUUUCACGACGAGGUGGAGAUCGAGGACUUCCAGUAUGACGAGGACCUGGAGACGUAUUUCUACCCCUGUCCGUGUGGGGAUAACUUCUGCAUCACCAGGGAAGAUUUGGAGAAUGGGGAAGACGUGGCAACGUGUCCUAGCUGCUCUCUCAUUAUAAAAGUGAUUUAUGACAAAGAGCAGUUUAUGUGUGGAGAAACCAUCCCAGCUCCUUCCACUAACAAAGAAUUAGUUAAAUGCUGAAAAAGACUCUAAAUCCAAAUCCUGAACAGUUGGGAAUGAGCCAAGCUGGAAAAAUCAAAUGCAAAAUUACUGGCUUCUUCAUGAGGACAACCAUUUUGUAGUUUGCUAUUCUGUGCGAGUGUGGAUUCUUUCUAUCAGAUGCUGAGUUCAUCUCCAAUUAAAGAAGCAAGUCCAUAACGUGACAUACCUGGAUUUUGUGCUUAGAACUUUGGAUUGGAAAAAGUAGUCUUAAUUUUCCAUCUGAAUUUAAAGGAAGAUAAUUUCAAAUCAGUGCUUUCUUUUCCUCAGUUUUGUUAUUUUUAUGUCUUAUAACUAUUUUAUUAUCUGAUAAUAGUAUCAUCUACCUCAAAGUCAUUAGGAUUUCUUAUUUUAAAAGGUAUUUUAUUUUUAAAUUGGUUAGUAAGAUUAUUAAAAUUAGCGCUUUUUGAAAUUUGACAUCAGCUUUGCUGUUCUAAACUUAAGAAAAUCAGUUUCCACUCCAACCCUGUCUUCUCAGUCCUGCCGCUAUUAGGAUGUUACUGUUCUGUUAAGCGUGCCUUUUCCAUUAUACUUCAUGCUUUGAGUCCUGGUCAUGGUAUUAGAAAAUACACUGAGAACACAAUUGUUUCAGAGCUAAAAGUGAGAGAGAAAAGUCAGAAAGUGAAAUAGUCAAAGAACAUGGUGUUUCCUUACCGAUAUUCUGCACGUUCCUUGAAAAUCAGGAUAAGAUAAAAAGAAAAACAGCCAAAGGAAGUGAAAUUGCUAACAGAAUGACAGGCAAAAAUCGUGCCAGUUUAGUAAAUGUUUGAAUGUUGUUGCCAGAUCAGAUACUAUUUCUUUAUCUGAGUUCUUAGUUGUUACUUUGUAGAUACAGCUAAUGAAAUUGCAUUGUAGAUAGGGGUUAAUGUCUUCAUGGCCGGAGGCAGGGCUUUUAGCAUUACCACAAAAUCAAGUCGCUACUCCUAAAAGGUAAAUCUUUUACAACUCUUGUAUUUGCUGAGGAUGAACUUGAAAGUAAGAUGCCUAUUCUAAAUAAGUACGCCCCUGAGAGCACAUCUAAUAAGCCUCUAUAAGUUGCAACCAAACCAAACAUUCGCUCUUACAGAGAAAUGUUGCCCUGUGGAAAAAGAACUAUAUAAAGACAGGCUAUCAGUCUUCCUUUGCUACAGUGCUGAGAGUAGCUAGAAAUUAGAAUUGCUUACAUGGAAAUUCAAAAAUUCCCUUUAUAAUAUACAAUUUUGCUUUGUAUAUAUAAUAAAGUUA